Messenger RNA from Penicillium pulvis, 705 nucleotides. Its product is annotated as mitochondrial 37S ribosomal protein uS11m. The transcript has a single exon. Gene Ontology annotation, cellular component: ribosome; mitochondrial small ribosomal subunit. Bases 1 to 705 code for a protein of 234 amino acids. NCBI's taxonomy places the organism in Eukaryota, Fungi, Ascomycota, Eurotiomycetes, Eurotiales, Aspergillaceae. Gene Ontology annotation, molecular function: mRNA 5'-UTR binding; small ribosomal subunit rRNA binding; structural constituent of ribosome. Gene Ontology annotation, biological process: maturation of SSU-rRNA from tricistronic rRNA transcript (SSU-rRNA, 5.8S rRNA, LSU-rRNA); translation; ribosomal small subunit assembly. The record is from RefSeq and is a predicted model, not a curated record.
AUGAAUUCUUUCUCGAUGAACACACUCGCAAAGGCCCUGCCGUCAGUAUGCCGGCAAUCCCAAUCCCAGGCUGCAAGCUUGCGGACCAUUCGGCCUUUAUCCACUUCUUCGAAUGUCCUCGCGAGCUUCCGGGACCGCACCCGAUCGAUGGAGAGCCAAAUUCUGAACCGCGACGCAGAGAGCUCAAGUGAAUCUUCGCCGCUAUCUGCCAUCACGAAAAUGAUGCAGGGUGACAGCUCCUCGAGCUCUGCCUCCCGGGUUCGCUCCGACUACGCGCGGCUGGCUGAAAGCCUCGAAGCCGAUAUGAUGAAGAAUCCCUACGCCGACCGUGCCCCUCCUCACCACCUCCAUGUCUUCUGCCACAAACACAACACAAUGAUCACUUUGACACGGCCCAACGGUAACCCACUCAUGUCCUUGGGCUGUGGUAACAUUGGUUUCCGCAAAGCUGGUCGUUCCGGCUUUGACCCUGCCUACCAAUUGUCGUCACACGUGAUGUCCCAGAUCUCUGAGCGUGGAUACCUGAUGGAUAUUAAGCGACUUGAGAUUGUCUACCGUGGCUUUGGAAAGGGCCGGGAAGCAUUUACCAAGGUCCUUCUUGGAAAUGAGGGACGCAACAUCCGUGGGCUUGUGAGCCGAGUGACCGACUCUACCCGUGUGAAGUUCGGUGGUACACGUAGCCGGAAGGUCCGCAGACUGGGUUGA